AUGGAGUCUGCUUUCUCACAAAUGAGGUGGGACCAUGAGGGAGAGUCUGAAGAAAUGUCUCUGCGUGCUUUGGGAUUGCGCCGCAAACGGGAAUUCAUUCCCGAGGACAAGAAAGAUGCCAUGUACUGGGAGAAACGCCGCAAGAACAAUGAAGCGGCAAAGCGCUCGAGGGAGAAACGAAGGGUCAGUGACUACAUGUUAGAGACUCGAUUGGUUUCUCUGAGUGAGGAAAAUGCUCGUCUACGAGCCGAGCUGUUGGCACUGAGGCUUCGGUGUGGAAUGCUCAACCCUGGAACCCCCUACUCUUCAUCUCAAAGCGCUCUAUCUCAGCUUCACGCCUUGGCGCCACAACCUCUGGUUUCCUGCCCAGAUAAAGACCUCUCUUGGGGUAGAAGACAAGACAGAGAGACUUCCAAUCUGUCAGGGAUCCAAAAGUCACCCAUCUGUCUAGGUACUCAUCCAGGAUCAGCAUUCCUGCCCACACACCCAAUGGCCAUAAGAAGAAAUCACCCCUAUUUACUAGAAUUCCCAAGUGUCCAUUCUCCUACAGCCACACCUUUACUCUUUCCUCCGCAACUCAGCCCACCAACCACCACAUGGGCAGGACGACCCUUGCUUCAGCCUGGGAAUCACAGGAUCUUGUCAGAUGAGGAGGGUGAGCAGCAGGUACCAGCAGAUUCCAGUUCUGCACUGCCCCACAAACUGAGACUGAAGACGCAAACCUCACAGUUCAAGGACAAUGGAGCCAAAUCGGCAUCUCCCAUCCCAGUGUACUUGUCAGAUUGA
Messenger RNA from Danio rerio (zebrafish), 786 nucleotides. RefSeq names its product nuclear factor, interleukin 3 regulated, member 4 (gene nfil3-4). The record is from RefSeq and is marked provisional. Gene Ontology annotation, biological process: regulation of DNA-templated transcription. Gene Ontology annotation, molecular function: DNA-binding transcription factor activity; sequence-specific DNA binding; DNA binding. Gene Ontology annotation, cellular component: nucleus. NCBI's taxonomy places the organism in Eukaryota, Metazoa, Chordata, Actinopteri, Cypriniformes, Danionidae.